AUGGAAGAGAGUAGAACCACUAAGACAAAAGAAAAGAAUAAAAUUAACUGCUCCGAAGAAACUUUCUUGCGGUGGCCACCAUUGUCUACUACAAUGUAUUGUCAUCAAACCAAACGACCAAGAGUUUUUUAAACCACCUAUUCCUAAAGCACGUCGAUCCAUAAGAGACACUAAUGCAAUUGAAGAAGUUAGUCUCUGUAAAAUAUCUAGUUCAUUGUCAAUGGAAAGUAUGAACAAAAUUAAACAAUCAAGUCCAGAAAUUUGUAAUAUUUCUGAUAUUGAAUAUACUGAUGAUGAAGAUAAUAGUCAUAAAUUUUUGAACACCUCACAAGAUAGUACAAAACUAGACACUUUUAGUACUGCACAUAAUUCUCCUGUUGUAACAGAAGCAUACAAACGAAGUUCUCAUAGCUUGAACAAAAGUCAAUCUUUCAACAAUACAAAUAAUUCUUUCUUAGAUAAAACGCAAAAACAGCCUGUAAAAAAAGAAUUUUUCCCAAAAAUUCUUCCCAAAUAUUUUUUGUAUAUUAUAGUAUGUUGCAUUGCAUUUUUUUUAUUUUCUUGUAUUAUUUCAAACACUAAAGCAGAAACUCAUAAAACUCUGGAAAUACGUGUCGAAGAAAAACAGAAAGAUAUAACCAAGAUAAAUAAUUUAUUAGAUAAAUCAGUACAUUUGAUCCAAACACAAUUUCAUAAUCAAAAAUCUAACAUUUGGAAUGAUAUAUCAGCUGGAAUAUAUGAUGUAGUCUUGUUUCCUGCAAAACCUUCAAUUAUUAUUUUGUUUGGAAAUGAAACUGAAACUUUGAAUUGCUUAGCUCGAUUACUUGGACAAUUAAGUGGCAAAAUUUUAGGUAGUAACGAUUAUUUAAUAUUAACACCAAAAGACUUUCCAAAUGAUGUUGGACAAGUUAUUUAUAGACUAAAAAAACCAAUCACACAAAAAAAAGUAAUAAUAAUACAAGAUUUAUUGAAUAUAAAUACUGAGGCAUUGAAAGCUUUCCACAAUUUUUGUGACAGAGAAAAUCCUUUAGUUGAGAAUGCUAUGUACAUAAUAACAGUAAUUGUUGAUGGAUAUAAACCAUCCCAAGGAGAAUUAGAAUUUAUUGAAAAGCAAAUAUUUAAAAGACUAUCAAAUUAUGUGGAUAAAGAUAUUCUAGAUCCUCUAAUAACUAGGCUUACAGAUGGAAUUAUUGUGCCUAUUUUACCAGAAUCAAGUACAAAUUUCAAUUAUGCAGAUUGUUCUUUUUCUACAAACUAUAAACUUUUAAUAAACGAUAUAUUUAACUAA
Molecule: messenger RNA, 1288 nt
Organism: Heterotrigona itama
Lineage: Eukaryota; Metazoa; Arthropoda; Insecta; Hymenoptera; Apidae
Source: the annotation of a GenBank genome assembly